GGGGGGUUAGCGUCGUCAAUGGGAAGCACACGCCACGGUGGAAAAGCGAAUACUGUCUAGCUAACUUCCAUUUACAACAUGGGUUCCACGUCGAUUCCGUGUUUGUGGAUUACAUUUUGCAUUCAUUUAUGUUGUUUUAUGGACACUGGAAAAGCACAGAAUGCGAAAGAAGUGAUUCUGUUGGAUUCCAAGGCGCAGCAGACAGAGCUGGAGUGGAUAUCAUAUCCUCCUAGUGGGUGGGAAGAGAUCAGCGGGUUGGAUGAAAACUACACCCCCAUUCGCACAUACCAGGUUUGUCAGGUCAUGGAGCCGAAUCAGAACAACUGGCUUCGGACUAGCUGGAUAGAGAAGGGCGAUGCCCAGAGGAUUUUUGUGGAACUGAAGUUCACCUUGAGGGAUUGUAACAGUCUACCCGGUGUGGUGGGCACGUGCAAGGAGACAUUCAACUUGUAUUAUCAGGAAACCGAUUCGGAAGUCGGCAGGAAUAUACGAGAGAACCAGUACGUGAAAAUUGACACAAUCGCAGCAGACGAGAGCUUCACCCAGGGGGACCUGGGAGAGAGGAAGAUGAAGCUGAAUACAGAAGUGCGCAUCAUUGGGCCGCUGUCCAGACGAGGGUUUUAUCUGGCCUUCCAGGAUGUAGGGGCAUGCAUCGCACUGGUCUCUGUCAAAGUUUAUUACAAGAAGUGCUGGUCCAUCAUUGAGAACCUGGCCACUUUCCCAGACACAGUGACGGGGUCAGAGUUCUCCUCUCUGGUCGAGGUCGAGGGCACGUGUGUCAGUGACGCCGAGGAGGAGGCCGACAACUCUCCCAAGAUGCACUGCAGCGCAGAGGGGGAAUGGCUGGUGCCUAUAGGGAAAUGUAUAUGCAAAGCGGGAUUUCAUCAGAAGGGCGAUGCAUGUGAACCAUGUGGCCGUGGGUUCUACAAGUCCUCGUCCCAGGACCUGCAGUGUUCGCGCUGCCCAGCACACAGCUACAAUGAUCGGGAGGGCUCGUGGCGCUGUGACUGUGAGGACGGCUACUACCGGGGACUCUCGGACCCACCCUCUGUGGCCUGCACAAGACCUCCCUCGGCGCCACAGAACCUGGUCUACAACAUCAACCAGACCACGGUCAGCCUGGAGUGGAGCCCGCCUGCUGACACGGGCGGCCGCAACGACGUCACCUACAGGAUUAUGUGCCGGCGCUGCAGCUGGGAGCCCGAGGAGUGCGUAGCGUGCGGGGGGAACGUGGGAUACUCCCCCCAGCAGGCGGGAUUAGUGGACACCUACGUGAGCGUGGUGGACCUGCUGGCCCACGCCAACUACACCUUCGAGGUUGAGGCAGUCAACGGGGUAUCUGACCUCAGCCGCACCCAGAGGCUGUUCGCCGCAGUCAGCAUCGCCACCAGUCAAGCAACUCCCUCCCAAGUCAGUGAAGUCAUCAAGGAGAGAGUGCAGCAGCGCAGCAUCCAGCUCUCCUGGCAGGAGCCUGAGCAGCCCAAUGGGGUCAUCACCGAAUAUGAGAUCAAGUACUACGAAAAAGACCAGAAGGAUCGCAUCUACUCCACAGUGAAGUCCAGGUCCACGUCAGCCACAGUGAACAACCUGAAGCCCAGCACUGCCUACGUGUUCCAGAUCCGAGCCUUCACCGCGGCCGGCUACGGCACCUAUGGACCCCGGCUGGAGGUCACCACCAAGGAGGAGGCCUCAGCAGCCACCAUUGUCUCCAGCGAGCAGAAUCCCGUCAUCAUCAUCGCGGUGGUGGCCGUGGCGGGGACCAUCAUCCUGGUCUUCAUGGUGUUCGGCUUCAUCAUUGGGAGAAGACACUGUGGCUACAGCAAGGCGGACCAGGAAGGAGACGAGGAGCUGUAUUUCCAAUUUAAAUUUCCAGGCACCAAAACAUACAUUGACCCUGAAACCUACGAGGACCCGAACAGGGCUGUCCAUCAAUUUGCCAAGGAGCUGGACGCGUCCUGCAUUAAGAUUGAGCGAGUUAUUGGGGCAGGAGAGUUUGGGGAGGUGUGUAGUGGACGGAUGAAGCUCCCAGGGAAACGGGACAUGUCAGUGGCCAUUAAAACCCUGAAGGUGGGCUACUCAGAGAAACAAAGGAGGGACUUCCUGUGUGAGGCCAGCAUUAUGGGCCAGUUUGACCAUCCCAAUGUUGUCCAUCUGGAGGGAGUGGUGACCAGAGGCAAACCGGUGAUGAUUGUGAUUGAAUAUAUGGAAAACUGCUCGUUAGAUGCUUUUCUCAGGAAACACGAUGGUCAGUUCACAGUGAUCCAGUUAGUGGGGAUGCUGCGGGGCAUAGCAGCGGGGAUGAGAUAUCUCUCCGACAUGGGGUAUGUCCAUCGAGAUCUGGCUGCACGAAACGUACUUGUCAACAGCAAUCUCGUAUGUAAAGUGUCUGACUUCGGCCUGUCAAGAGUGAUCGAUGACGAUCCCGAGGCUGUCUACACAACAACGGGUGGAAAGAUACCUGUUCGAUGGACAGCAAUGGAAGCCAUCCAGUAUCGUAAAUUCACUUCCGCUAGUGAUGUGUGGAGUUAUGGCAUUGUCAUGUGGGAGGUCAUGUCCUAUGGGGAACGGCCUUACUGGGACAUGUCAAAUCAAGAUGUGAUAAAGGCCAUAGAGGAGGGGUACCGCCUCCCUGCUCCCAUGGACUGCCCUCCAGGCCUGCACCAGCUAAUGCUGGACUGCUGGCAGAAAGACAGGGCCGAUCGUCCCAAAUUUGAUCAAAUAGUUGGCAUCCUCGAUAAGAUGAUUCGCAAUCCCAAUACCUUGAAAACCCCGGUGGGAACCUGCACGAGGCCGAUUAGUCCCCUGUUAGAUCAGAGCACACCAGACUUCACUACUUUCCGCUCGGUGGGGGAGUGGCUGGAGGCCAUCAAGAUGGAGAGAUACAGAGACAACUUCACCGCCGCUGGCUACAGCUCACUGGACUCUGUGGCCAGGAUGUCAAUUGAGGAUGUGAUGAGCUUGGGGAUCAGUUUAGUGGGCCACCAGAAGAAGAUCAUGAGCAGCAUACAGACUAUGAGAGCCCAGAUGCUGCAUCUCCAUGGCACAGGAAUCCAGGUGUGAUGACAGACUACAGUGCCCCCUGUGGACGGGCUAUCUAGAGCAGCACUAAGGCAAAACCUCCCAGGAUAAUCAUUGAAAAUCAUGUGACGUGAAGUCGUCUCCUUAUCUGACUAUUUUUUUUCCGGAUGUUUCGGAAUGAAAUAAUUCCUGUGAUCCUUGGCGAAGGAUUUUAACCCCUCUUUAGAACGGGUACUAAGGAGAGAAAGACAGAAAACUACCUGAACAUGAUGCCGAACUUAAAACGCUCUGAGGAACUCUCAACAACAUAUCAAAAUAGAGAUGGAGCUUUGGAAAAUGAGUUUGAUACGUAAUUACCUUGUUCUUUUAACCUCGUGAAUGAUUUUAUUUGUGCACCAUGAAAAUGGAUUUCACUUUAAAAAAAAGGAAAAAGAAAGAAGAUUACAAACAAUUUGUUUAUUCCCCUUGCGGUGGUUUUUCAGUAUUUUCUUUACCAGUUUGUUCAUUUUGUCAGUGUCAGGAGCCACAGUGAUAUGGUGUGGUACGUACAGUAAUCUUUCAUUUUUAUUUUCCCCUUACAAUUUUUUUCUUCUUUUUUUUAAAUAUAUUUUGGACUUGACAACAGGGUAAACGCUCACAUCCAAAAGGAUGAGUAUGGUGGUCUGAACAUUUUGGUGGAGACGAUUUCAAGGUACUUUGACCAGUUUGUCUUGAGACACUACUGGCUGUUUUAACUGUUUGCAGUGAGUUGUGUUUUUUUUCUUCCUGAUGUUUUUGAAGUGAACAACGGUAUGCUGCACCUCAGAUAAGUGACUUCAGAGAUAGUAGUGUUCUCUCGGUCGUUUGAAGCUUACAGGAGUGCUUUGCUUGUACGCAUUUGCCUGAACACAGAUGCUCCCAUUUUGUGAUGGAAAAUCGGAUUUCAAAUUUGUAUGUCGAAAUUUUGAAACAGUACGACGCCAAUCAUUCAAGUUGAUUUGAGAUUGAUCACAACUUUUAUAUCUAAUAUCAAGCAUCAAAGUGGCAACAUUCUUGACAUGUUCAUGUUUACCACAUGAAUCAUUUGAUCGUAUUGUCCAAUGUGCUUUCAAUCUGAACUUUUGAUUUCCGUUGUCGAAUUCAUCAAUUGAACGUUUCCACAGAUUGCUCUACAGAAGGAUUGUAUUGAAACUUAAUGAGAUGACUUGAUCCACUGUAAAUGGUGUUGCCAUUGAAAUGCCCCCCCCCCAAAAAAAAAUGUUGCAGCAAAUGGUAUUUGUUUUGUAUUUUAGUGAAUACGGUGGUUGAGGGUGAAUCUAGGAAAUGCUGUGUAUGCACUUUCUAGAAGUAAUAAUGCCUUAAAAUGUGUUAGACUAAUGUAUUGACAUUCUUUUUAGGCUAUUCAAUGGCAAUGUUUUUUGCAGUUCAGUGAGACAGGUCUUGUGUCUGAAUGGAAAGGUUCCCCAUUUUCUUUGUGGUAUCAUUUCAUGCAGGUUGACGUUUAUUGUUACGAAUCUUUCCCUGGAGGCAGAACUGAGCAGUUUCCGCUAGAUGGGCCAGCUGCAAAAUCCAAAUUGGCUAUAUCGUAAAAAUUCAUGAAAACAAACAUUCGCUUUUUGGUCUUAAAUGAAGGUACGGGUUAGACAUUAGGGUUAGCAGUGUGGUUAAAGGAAAGGAAAGGGAAAGGGGGAUACCUAGUCAGUUGUACAACUGAAUGCCUUCAACUGGAAUGUGUCUUCCGCAUUUAACCCAACCCCUCAAGGCUAGGGUUAAGGUUAGAGUUUAGGUUUAAAAUCAGGUUUUAUGACUUUGUGGUUGUGCAAGCUAGUGACCACCCUGCAGAGCUGCCUCCAAGGCAAGACUCAUGAAAGUAAAUGCCAACCUGCUCCAUUCAUCCUGAACUUGAAAAUCAUGCACACUUGCGUAUGUUGAAUUUCACGAUUGAUGAUUGAUGAUUGACCAAACAAAGCAAUAAUUAGUCCAUGUAGAAAUGGUCCAUCUCAGAGAUUUGAAGGUGCUAGGUUUUACAGAAAUGCCUGUUGUGCUGGGAUAAUAUACCGGUAUACUUAAGUUAUCAAAUCAUUAAAUAGUAAUGCCACUUACGAAAUGGUAUCCCCGAAUAUGCUAAUGACUUAAUAACAAGGUCACAGUGUAUGACUAUAUUUGGAACAUAUGGCUGUAACCGUGGGGUGAAAUGACAUUCAAGCAGCAGAGAGGCACACGCAUUAGUCAUGACAUCAUCCUUUCCAUUGCACCACACUUAAUUUGAAGGCCUUCAGUUUGGCAUGAGGUACUUACAGCAUCUAAUAACCCAAUAUCAUGAUAUAUAGAAAAAUCCUGAUACUCCUUAUUACGAUGAUCAUACUGUGAAAAUCACUUACCGUCCCAGCCCUAGCCAUUCAGGAGAGCCAGGCAAACAGUAUGGGUGAUGUAACAUGCAUAAAAGUGUUUCCAUGCUUUUUCCCCCCUUCCCCCCCCCUUUUUUUUUUUACUUCCCUGCCCCUUUGUAUGCUAAUCAGGGCACAGAGAUUAGGAAUGGGCUCUGCAAAGAUGUGCUAAAAAAGCCAACCUAAUGGUGCCAUCAGUCUUCACCUUUUACAACAAAAUGAAUGUUAUCAUAUAUGUCUUCAGCAAUGUAUUAUUCUCCGACGAAUGGUUGGUUCACUCAUUUCUUUCUCAUUAAAAGUAAGGAAAAUAUAGAUAUUUCCAACUGCAGUUGUGUAAAAAAAAAAUAGGGGGGUUUCACAGUAUUUUGAACAUAGAGUACCAGUCAAAAGUUUGGACACACCUAGUCAUUCAAGGGUUUUUCUUUAU
This is a messenger RNA of Oncorhynchus tshawytscha (Chinook salmon), 5811 nucleotides long. RefSeq names its product ephrin type-A receptor 7. Bases 79 to 3060 code for a protein of 993 amino acids. The record is from RefSeq and is a predicted model, not a curated record. Gene Ontology annotation, biological process: cell surface receptor protein tyrosine kinase signaling pathway; axon guidance; protein phosphorylation. The transcript has 17 exons. Gene Ontology annotation, cellular component: neuron projection; plasma membrane. Gene Ontology annotation, molecular function: ATP binding; transmembrane-ephrin receptor activity; protein binding. NCBI's taxonomy places the organism in Eukaryota, Metazoa, Chordata, Actinopteri, Salmoniformes, Salmonidae.